This is a messenger RNA of Formica exsecta, 24208 nucleotides long. It is a transcript of the gene shot, whose product is annotated as dystonin. Gene Ontology annotation, biological process: wound healing; intermediate filament cytoskeleton organization. Gene Ontology annotation, cellular component: membrane; cytoskeleton; cytoplasm. Bases 64 to 20802 code for a protein of 6912 amino acids. NCBI's taxonomy places the organism in Eukaryota, Metazoa, Arthropoda, Insecta, Hymenoptera, Formicidae. The transcript is spliced from 30 exons. The record is from RefSeq and is a predicted model, not a curated record. Gene Ontology annotation, molecular function: microtubule binding; calcium ion binding; structural molecule activity.
ACAACACGCGACGAUAACGGCGCCGGUAGCGGUGCCGUCGCGGGGGUUAGCGUUGUCGAUGCGAUGAGGCAAGGUUUGUUGGACCCGGCCACGGGCGAGGUCGUUGCCGAAAAUGGUGAGCGGAUCUCAAUUGAGGAGGCGUACUCGCGUGGCUAUCUUACAAAGGUGGACGUAACCGUUAGGGUGAGCCGCAACGCUGUCGCGCUAUCGGACGCGAUAUCGCAAGGUCUCGUGGACGACCGAUCCGGCCGCGUCGUCGAUAGGAUUACCGGUGAGUCAUAUCCGUUGGAUGAGGCGAUCGACAAAGGUAUUAUAGAUCCGAAGAUGAGAGAGAUUGUGGACACACGGAACGAUACCAAAGUGACGGUGGCUGAAGCCAUGAAGCGCGGUUUACUGAACGCCAAGAGCGGUAGAUACAUGCACGGCUUAUCGAUGGAGAAGCUGCCGUUUAAGGAAGCUCGUCGUCGGCAGUUGAUUGUUAAGCCGAUGACGCUCAAGGACUGUUGCGAUUUAGAAAUCAUUGACGACAAGGGCAAGAUCGUCAGUCCGGCUCAUCGCAGCAAAUUGACGAUACUAGAGGCUAUAUCCCGAGGCGUUUUAGACUCGGAGAAUGUCAAAUCUAUAGUAGAUACUCAAACAGGUGAAAUGAUCACGCUCGCGGAUGCCUUAGCCAACGGUAUAAUCAAAGUCGAAGGUACAUAUCGCGAUAUGCUAAAAGCUGAGGAGUUGUCUGUCCCUCAGGCCGUCGAGAAAGGCCUGAUUACGUCGGUGACACAAAAAACUAUCUUUGACAUUGACGGCUUUAAAGAUCCGGUUUCCGGCGAAUACAUCAGUCUGAAUGCGGCCUUGCUGAAGGGCUUGAUUAGCUCAAAGUCCGGCGGUACUUUUAUUAUUGAUCUGAAAACUGGGAAGACAGUUUCGUUGAGUGAGGCGGAAGAACAGGGAUACAUUAGACCGGAAGUGCUAGAAAUGCUGAAUCGUGGCAUCGGCAUCAUCGAGAACGGACGCGAAGUGAGCGUUUUGGAAGCCGUACUGCUCGGACUGCUUGAUCCAAAGUCCGGUCAAUUACUGGAUCCGCGUAGUAAGAGAAUAGUUCCUCUGGAGGAGGCAAUCAAGCGUGGACUCAUCACUCCCGAUGGUGCCGCAUUACUCACCAGUAUGCUGAACAUUGCGGUCACUACUCAAACUGUGACAAAGACCAUUAGGAAGUAUAUGACGACGCUGCAUACCGGCGAAGUUGUUACGAGGAAUUUUAAGAUAAGUUAUGAAGAAGCAUUGAACAGCGGAUUGAUUGACGAAGAUAGAAAUGAGUUUACAGAUCCUGAUUCGGGAAUGACGAUGUCUAUUGAAGAUGCUAUUGAACAGAGCUUGCUCGGUAGUGAUGUUCAUCAACCCGUCGUGCACUCAUCUCGAGAACGCACUUCAGAUUCAGCACAUACGACUUUUGAAAGCACUCUAACGACAAAUAUCGAUGACACAUCUAGAAGAAACGAGUCACUGCCUAGAGCAGUUGGAACGGUUACUACUAUCAUUACCAAAGAGAUAGCUCCACGAGCGUCUUCCACGCCGAGGAAGGAAUCGUCUUCCGUUAUGAUGACGAUUGCAUCAUCACCUGCAACUGAUUCUGUUUCUUUUGUGACAGAUUCACUCGCGUCUAAGAUUGGAAAAACAGCAUCACCCACGACAGUCAAUGAGGUAUCCAAAUCUCAGAUAUCUGAGAUAACAUCGAAAACAUCUUUCUUUGAGGAAACACAUAUAGCAAGUCAUACAGGUGCUUCUAAAUUACCAUUAUCUGAUGAGAAACAAGAUAUGGAAACAGAAGUAAUCGCUUCAACUACACCAACUACAAGCCACAAAUCGGAGAUCAUGAAAUUUAUAAAGAGCGAACGUGCUUUUACCGAUAAACGGGUAUUUGAAUUACCCACGGAUGGUUGGACACUCGCCGAAGCUAUUGACAGAAAACUAUUUGAUCCUGCAACAGGUCUUUUUAUAAUUCCGGGCACUGAUAGAUUAGUUUCCUUUGAAGAAUGCAUUAAGCUACAAAUCAUCAAUCCAAAUUCUGGUUUUGUUAUCGAUCCCAACAAUGGAAGAAAGGUAUCCCUGGUACGAAGUUUGGAAAAAAAUAUUUUGGAUUCUACGGGUCACUAUAGUUACCCGCAAAAAAUUUCCAUGAGAGAAGCGAUCGCGAAUGGACUGAUUAUAUUGGAAGACGAAUUGAGUGCCGACAAUGACAAUGCUAAUCAAAGACUUUUGCAGAUCACGAGAGUUUCGGGUCAACCUGACAUAGUAGAGUUGACGCAUAUUGGCGAUCCUUCUCAGCAAACAGAAAUAAAGAUCAGCGAUGAGAUCUCUAUGCCAGAUCCGGUACAGGUCACUCAGGGAGUAAUUUACGAUCCAGGAACGGCUUUGGUGAUCUCCACGAAAACCGGCAAAUCUGCGAAUCUUUUGGCUGCGGUCUCCGAAGGAACGAUACCAUCUACCGCUGUAAUUGUCAAGGAUCCAAUAACAGGUAAAGAUAUUAGCAUGGCGGAUGCUGUCAAUCGUGGUAUUCUUGACAUGAACACGCGCGAAUACAAAAUCGACGGUGGCAGAAAGAUAUCGCUGCUCGAUGCGACAAAGUUUGGGGUAGUAUCCGUUCUUGGCGCUCCUCUUGCGGCCACUGCGGCUGCUAUAGAAGCGGUGCAGAAAACGAUGGUUAAAGAUCCAGUAACCGGUAAGAAAAUACCAAGAGAAGUCGCUAUUGAACGUGGUAUCAUUCCAAUGCAUGACAACGCAACUUCGCCGAUUAUUGAAUUUACAAGUAGAACACCUGAUAAUGAAACAGAAAAAGUUGUCGCGCAAGUUAUAAUACACGAUGAACCUGAAAAAGUUUAUGUACCGAAGGAAGAUAGUAAGAGCGCAGCAUUUACUGACUCGUCAACAUCCAUCAACGAUGUUCCAGAUGGCGAGAGUCUGGGCACAAAAACCAGAGCGCGAGUGACAGUCGAACCGAGAUAUCAAGUUACAAUUGGCAAAGCGAGAACUAUAUCGCAGAGUCCUGAGCGGGAGGCGAAGCCUAUUGUUCUCCAAAAGAUGCGAAAGAAGAUAGUGAAGGUCGAAGAGGCAGUGCAAAGCGGUCUGAUUGAUGUGGAAACGGCGGAUACCUUUGCGAAAAAAAUGUGCAACGAGAAAGGAGAACCGAUUACCCUUUUGGAGGCUAUCCGUGACAAUCGAAUAAACGCCGAUCAGGGACAGAUUGUGGAUCCUCAAAGAGGCGACGUGCUCACCAUCAAACAAGCCGUCGAUCGCGGAAUCUUGGAUCCGGAGAACGCGCACAUACUAGUGCCAUUGGCGAAGAGUCUGUCCGUGCAUAGCUUGUAUACACAAGGAUUGCUAGAUCCUUUGGAAGGUAAAAUUGUUCAUCCGGAAACCGGUGCGCAUCUCACUCUCAACGAAGCUAUAGUAUGCGAAAUAGUAGAUCCAUUAUCCAACUUAAUGUUUACCGUCGACGGUCGUACAGAAACAUUGCAAUCUGCCAUUGCGAACGAUACCAUUGACGCAGAUAGAUUGUUGGUAAAGACGCAAGACGGUAGCGUGAAUCUAGUUAAAGCGAUAGAAAACAAGGUAUUCGAGUUGAAAGAACCAAUCGAAUCUUCCGAUAUACCGCCGGCAGGGAUGACAUUCCCUGUCGCUUUAAAACGUGGAUUGAUAGACACGAGCAAAAAAGAAGUUCGUCAUCCGAUUACUGGGGAGCAUCUACCACUGGAGGAUGCUAUAAAAGGAGAUUUUAUCAUGGCUUUACCUUAUCCAAUGGCUCCUGAUAGUAUAGAAAUAACAAAAGCUCUGGAAUCAGGAUUGAUCGAUAGGGAUAACGCUAUAUUUUUCCAUCCUACUACGGGAACUCCAAUUCCCAUCGUCGAGGCUGUUGAAUCUGGUCUGCUCAUCAUCAAACCGCCGGACCGCGGUGAGAACACGAUAGCUGCUAUUACCGAGACGAUUACGUCGUAUCAUACUAUUACGACCAAAACUGUCGAACUUUUGCCAGGUUAUGCGCUGAAAAGCGCAAUGGAGGUGCAAGAUAUUAACACCGGAAAUAUUAUUACUAUCGAAGAAGCUCGACGAAGAGGUAUUAUUAAGGACGAAUCGGUAAGCAAGGAGAAAUUUACAACGAAAGACAUUAAAAUGUCCUUCGAUCACGCGGUAGAAAAAGGAUUCGUGGAUAUAAAGGAAGGUAUUUAUACUGAUCCUUGCACCGGCAUUACAAUGUCUAUCGCUAAAGCUGUCGAGGAAGGAAUUCUCGAUACCUCAUCUACCAAGAAUGAAUCUGUAUCACCUAGAAAAUCCAAUAACAGUUUGACCGUGUUAGAGGCAGUCGAGCAGAUUUACGAUAAAGAAACCGGAAUGUUUAAAGAUCCUGAGACGAAUAAAUUUUACAACUUGAGGGAAGCAAUGGAAGUGGGUCUAAUCGAAUCCGAUUCCGUGCUUUAUAAUGUGAAAACCAAAGAAACUAUCACUACUAAAGAAGCAGUCGAGAGAGGCCUACUCGAUCCCGCCACUGGAAAAAUGGAGACCGUACGAGAUCAGAAGAAUCGUCCAAUUAGCAUAGCGGAAGCUACGAAAAUGGGUCUUUUGGCAGUCAUCGCCGCACCGAUUUUGGCUGGAAAAGCAGUAGUCGACGCAAUUUCAAGUCAAAAGUCUAAGGAAACAAAACCGAGUGUGCCCGUGACGGCGAAAUCAUCCGUCGCAUCUACAGCAAAGAAGGAACCAUUUACAGAAAUUAUUUCGGCACAAAUUCAAAUUAGCCAGAGACUUCCUCAUACUGACUCACACAAAGGGCCCAAUGAAGCGUCUAUCUCGCAAGAAAGUAAGAAAUCAAACGUGGCAAUGACACAAGAACAUUCAUCGGCACAGAGAAAGGAAUCUUUGUACACGGAAGAGAUCGAUAUUGUAGAUAUGGAAAUAGAAGAUGAUAGUAAAUUGACGACAAUCACGGACGAAGAAACGCCUAAGCAAGAUUCGAUAAUUAUUACGAAAGAAUUGACAUCUCAAGUUCUCGCGAAAUUUGGAGUAUUUGAUCCGGUGAGAGAAAAGUUUUUGGAUCCAGAGACAGGCACCGUAAUUUCCUUCAAUGAUUUAGUUUUGAAUCUAAAAGUUUUUGAUCCUGAUCGGGUGCUUGUCAAAGACCUAUCUUCCAAGAUGGACUUGUAUGUGAAAUUGCGUGAGGCGAUUCGCAGGCCUCUCAUAGACCGAAAUGUCGCUUAUAUGGUUGAUCCGAAGACUGGUAAGAAGAUACCGUUCUUUGAGGCAGUACGCUUGGGAUGGAUUAAAGAGGAAGACGAAGCAGAAAAAGAAAAACUUACAGAAUCGCCUCUGAGUUUACAGGAAGCUAUUGAUAUUGGUAUAUGUAAUCCUAUCACGGGGACUAUCCAAGAUCCUACAUCGGGACAGGCGUUGUCUAUGAGCCAGGCUAUUGACGUGGGGCUCAUCGAUCCUGAAUUGCUUAGUGUGAGAAAUCCGAUUACUGAAGAGAUCAUGCCGCUAUCCGAGGCAUUGGAAACCGAAGCUCUCGAUCUUCCUAAAGAUGUUAUUAUCAAUAUGGAAAGUAAAACAGAAAUCGACGUCGUCACAUCCGCGUUCUUGCGAGGUCUGAUUGUGCCCACUUCUCGUAAACCGAUCUCGCUGGAAGCCAUUAUCAGGAAAGGUCUUUAUGAUACCGAAAUAGGUAAAAUUCAGGAUCCCUUUACUAAACAACCGAUUGACAUCGAGGAGGGUGUUCGUAGAGGCAUUAUCGACGCUUUUAUCACUGAGAUCGAGGACACAAAGGCCGGUUCGUCCGUUUCAUUGGACGAUGCGCUGACGAUGAAUCUGAUUCUCAGCACAGGUCGUUUAUGCGACACGAGAGCAGGAGAACUUUUACCAUUAGACGUAGCGCUUAAUAAAGGUUUAAUUAUUACUACACCGUUUGUACUUUCAUUGAUCGACGCGAUCAUUCAAGAGUACUAUUCGCCAAAAACUGGCCUUGUUUUGAAUCCCAUGACAGGCGAGAAUUUAACGCUGAAGGAGGCGUUGGCUAUCGGUUAUGUAAACGGCUCUACGACAGUGAUAAAAGACGAUAGGAAAGAUAAAGUUAUUUCUCUUAACGAAGCAGAGGAAUGUAAGCUGAUAGACUUAGUAAGAGGAACAUUGAUCUAUCCACAUUCCAUGACAUUGGACAUUGCGUUUGAAAAAGGAUAUAUUUUAAGUACUGUGAAACCGUGGACGUUGCAAGAAGCUUUAGCUCUUCAAGUUUACGAUCCGAAGACCGGCAGUUUUAACAUUGAUGAUAAUAAUUAUACUUUAGAGGAGAUGAUCGAGAAGGGUUUUAUUAGCAAGGACAGUCCGUCGAUCAAGGAUCCGAGAAAUAACGAUAUCAUAUCUCUGGGUGAUGCUAUCAAACAUGGCUUUGUCAACGCGAGGACUGGCACAGCUGUUGAUCCGUGCACUAGCGUGCCUCUUUCAUUAACUGACGCAUUAGAUCGCGGCUUAAUCGUGCCAGCGAAACGCAAGAUAUCCUUACCAGACGCAGUCUUUAAAGGUUUAUACGAUCCAAAAACUGGACAAUUCACAGUACCUGACACACAAGAGAAGCUUCCUACCGAUCGCGCAAUUAAGAUGGGCGUGAUAGACACGACUACUGCGAUCGUACGAGAUUCCAAUGGUGAUGUGAUGACAUUCAAUAAGGCUAUCAAGACAUCAGUAGUCGACCCCAAAUCUGGAACAGUCAGUCAUGCCAGAGGACCGCCCGUAGACUUCCAGGAAGCGUUGGAACGCGGUCUGCUUCUUGAAACAAGAAGACCUAUGAGUUUCAGCGAGGCUAUUUCGAAGGGUAUUCUUGAUGAGAAAACUAAUAAAUUCUUAGAUCCACAGACGGGAAUUUAUUUAACAAUAUUGGAAGCCAUUCAGAAGAAUCUAAUAGAUGCUGAUUCGGUUACUGUCAAAGAUACGAGAUCCAGCAUCUGGAAAACUAUGACGUUGAUGGAAGCUAUAGAUAUGGGUUACGUAGAUGGCACUACCGGUUAUCUCAAAGAUCCUAGCAAAAGUAAUAGAAAUAUAUCUCUAAGGGAUGCCUUUGAAUCCGGCAUCAUUGUUGAUAGCAAAGCCGCCGUGUCUCUACAACGUACCAUCCACCAAGGAUUGUACGAUGAUAACACAGGCAAAAUCACCGAUCCCAGCACGGGAAGAACCGUCACGUUACAUGAAGCAAUGAGGAAAUGUAUUAUUAGCCCCACGUUGCCGUGUUAUUGGGAUAAACGUGGCGGGCGAUUGUUAUCGUUGGCGGAGACGUGUCGCGCUGGCGUGAUCGACAGACGCACCGGUAUGUGUAAAGAACUAGGCACUAGUGGUUCGGUCUCGUUAUCAGUCGCGUUACAACUCGGUCUUAUCGUCGACAUCGAGAGUAUGGGAUUCGGUCUUUAUGAGGCGUUAUUGAUGAACAUGUACGAUGUCUCAUCGGGCAAGUUUGUGCAUCCGACUAACAAUCGCAAGCUAACACUGGCCGAAUCGUGCCAAAUGGAUCUGAUAAAUCCGUUGACGUCGAUUGUCAAAUGUACCCAAUCUAACAGAUACAUCCCGUUAGCUGAGGCGAUCUCCGCCGGCAUCAUCGACGACAUUCGCGGUAUGUAUAUCAUUCGUGAAUUAGACAAAGCGAUUAAUCUGCAAGAAGCGAGGAAGAAGGGCUUCAUUGUCACAUCGAAGAUGCCUCUAUCGAUCGAGGAAAUAGUCAAUUGUCAUCUUUAUCGCGGAGACAGCGGCAAGUUCGCUGAUCCUGUCGCCAACGAGUAUCACGAUUUACUUCAAGCAAUCAAUUGUGGCCUCGUAGAUUCAGAUACUACUGCUCUGAAGGAUGCGACGACUGGACAAAUCAAAUCACUGUUGGCAGGAAUUGAGGAUGGGACGGUCGACGUGUCUCGAGGGAGAAUAUUAGAUCCUAAGACAAUGCGCGCCUUCAAUAUCGAUGUUGCCUUAGAAAGAGGUUUAUUAGUGACAAUCGAUAAAUCUCUGGCACAACAGAUGGCACAUCGAUCACCCUUGGAAGUUUCCAAAGCCGGACCUGGCGAUAGAAGCGUCAAAGAGUGCAGUCUAGAAGAAGCGAUCAAUUUUGAACUGAUUGAUCCGAAUACAUCGGUUGUGAGAGACCCCAGAACCGGUCGAUUUGUGACGACGACGAGAGCAAUAGCGGAUGGUAUCGUGGACCCAUCCGUUAAAGGCACGAUCGAAUUGAACGGCGGAAGCAAAAGAGAACCGCGUUUUGUGCGUUUUGGUGACGUCACUGUAUUCGUUAGGAAACCUAUCGCUUUCGAGGAAGCAAUCGAGAAGGAGUAUCUAUCGUUGGAAUCAGGCAAAUUCAUGGAUCCGAUCUCGAAUGAGCAAUUUACCCUGAAGGAGGCGGUCAGCCUCGGUAUCAUAGACUCUGAUUCGGCGCUAAUCAAAGACUCACAAAAAAAGAAGCUAGUAAAAUUGCCGGAAGCCUUCCGCAAAGGCAUGAUGGACGCGGAGAAGGGUAACGUAUUGGACACGGCCUCGUCCAAAUUGCACAGUUUGUCUAAGGCCCUGGAGACCGGCCUGUUGAUCACCCCGAAAAACGACGUUUCGUUUAUCGAAGCGCUGCAGUUUGGUCUUUACAAUCCGACGACAGGCGGUUUUCACGAUCCGUUCGUUGUCACUUCCGUGUUAGAUCGCAGACGUUUCACUCUGGCAGACGCAAUCGAGUCGGGUUUGAUCGAUCCGUCCACCACUGUGAUUAAAGAUCCUUUUACGGGUAAUAUCGAGAGUUUGUUAGAAGCGGUGAAUAGUGGGAAGGUAGAUUCCGUGGGAGGCAGGUUAGUCGAGGACACGGACGGCAAGAGUAUCGACUUCGUGAAGGCCUUGGAGCGGGGUUAUAUACUCGCCGCUGAAGCCAGGCAAGCGGUAGAAGAAAAAUAUAAGCUCUGUGACGAAAGCUUGACUAAGCUUUUACAAUGGAUCUCCGAAGUUGAGGACAAGCUGGCGAAUCAAGAUACCGUGAAGGAAGAUAUAGAAGAGUUGAGAAAGCAGAUAAUUAACAUGAAAGAUAUUAAAGAAGAUCUUGAGUCGCACAAUCGGCCCGUAUCAUCGUGUCUAGAUCAGAUUCGACAAGUCGUCUUGACUGGCAGCAACGUGUUGUCAAGCGAUGAAGUGUCCACAUUGGAGAAGAACGGUCGGUCUCUCAAAACUCGAUUUGACAAAGCGUUAGAUCGCACUGAUAAAUUAGUGAAACGUCUCACUGGUGCCAGAGACGAAUUGACAAAAUUCAAGAACGAACUGACGACAUUUUCAAUUUGGUUGGACAAAACCAGAUGUAUUUUGGAGGAUAAGGAACGUUCCCUGUCCGAUCUGAACAAACUAAGCAGUAGUACGGAUACGACUCGCGAUUUCAUUAGUGAUGUCAUUGCUCAUCAAGCAGAUCUGAGAUUCAUCACAAUGGCGGCACAAAAAUUUGUUGACGAGAGUAAAGAAUAUCUUCAAGUUCUCAACGAUUUCAGGACUAGCUUGCCACAAAGAUUGCCACACAAGGAGCCCACAGCUAGCCAAGAUUCGCCAGUACGAGCCGAAGUAUCCAGCGCGACAGCUCAGUACAAAGAUUUAUUAUCCCGAGCAAAUCUUCUGUCAGAUAGAUUAUCGGGCGUAGGCGGCAAACAGAGAGAUUAUCACGAUUCUCUGGAUAAGGCUAGAACGUGGUUACGGGAAGUUGAACCGAAAGUACAUAGAAUUAUCUCCGAGCCUGUCGCCGCCGAACCAAAACAAGUAGAGGACCAAUUGAGCAAAACGAAGGCGUUGAACAACGAAUUCCUCGCUAAUGAGCGUUUGGUCGAUAAUGCUAAGCACAGUGUUGAGGCUCUGCUGAAUUCUUUGGAAGGCCAAUUGACGAUCAAGGAGGCUAACGACCUCGAAGAACCGGUGAAAGCGUUAGAGGAUAAGUACAAACAGCUCAGUAAUGCUUUGGCUGAGAAAUGUCAAGAGCUUGACACGGCGCUAGUGAGAAGUCAAGGAGUGCAAGAUGCAUUAGAUAGUCUAGUUGCGUGGCUGAACAACAUUGAAAGUCAAUUUAAGUCGCUUCAACGUCCGGCAAGUUUGCAAAAGGAACGCUUAGAAGAACAGCAAAGGGAGCAACGAUUACUUCAGGCGGACUUAGAUAGCCACCGCUUGAGUGUAGAAACUAUCACGAGAAACGCUCAGGAUCUUCUUUUGAAUUCCAGCAACGUUCGCAUUGCCAAACGUAUCGAGAGCAAGUUAAAAGAUGUACAAAGCAGAUUUGAGAAACUAAUGGACAAGUCUUUGAGACGCGGUGAAUUUCUAGAUGAAAUAGCGCAAGCUCUGAACGAAUUUCUCGCGGAUGUAUCCAAGUUUGAGAGUUGGUACGCGCACAUGAUGGAAGUUCUCGACUCGAGAGAUCUGGGCAAGCUCGAUAUGUCGGAGUAUGAGGCCAAGAUGGUUCGAUUGAUAGAUAUGCGGGAAGAUCAGCGCGGAAAUUUUGAAGAUCUCAUACGUAACGGAAAGAAUUUGAUCUCCAAGAAGGAUAUAACUGAGGCCGGAGCGAUUAGAGACAAGAUCAAGGCGCUCGAAUCUCAAUGGAAAGAAUUGAACAAUCUGCUCGACGAAAAACAACGAUUGUGCAAAUCGCGGGCGGAGCAACAUACGGCAUAUGAGAAACUGCGGGAUCAGGUACUCGAAUGGCUUAUCCGUACGGAGAACAAAGUGCAAGGACUUGAACCGGUUGCCGUUGAUUUAGACAAAUUAAAGAUGCAACAGGAGGAGUUGAAACCCAUUCAAAAAGAAUAUCGUGACUACGGCAACACUGUCGAUAAAAUCAAUGAUCUCGGCAUUGCUUAUGACAGUUUGAUGAAAGAACGCGGCGAAAGUCCGACGCGUCGACGUGGCAGUACUAGCCCGACAAAGAGACCAGUACUGCGAAUGUCGCAAGACGGUCGCUCGCCGUCACCUACUAAAUCCUACGCAGUUCAAAGUCCGGUCUCUCCAGGUGGUAGCAGCGGAUUCAGCAGUCGCCGUUCGAGUCAAGAUGGUUUCCAUUUGGAAGAAUUAUCGCCGGUUCAACAGCAACUUUCAGAAAUUAAUCACAGAUACGGAUUACUUGGCGUCAGACUGUCAGAUCGCCAAACAGAAUUGGAUAAUAUUAAGGAAGAAUUGAAGAAACAUUUGGACCAUUUGAAAGUACUCUCCCAAUUCUUGGACAAGAUUCAGCGACAGUUGCCUAAAGAAAGCAUGCCUGCCACUAAAGAUGAUGCGGACAAAACAAUUAAGCAGAUAAAGAUUCUUGUCGAAGAAAUGUAUGAGAAACAGUCUCUAUUAGACAGUACUCGAACGCAAGUGCGUGAUUUAGUCAGACGCAAAAAAGGAGCAGAGGGUGUAGAUACAUUGAACGACGAGAUGGAAGAUGUUGUUAGUCGAUGGAGAUCGAUCUCGGACAAAUGCAAGGAUAGAAUUAAAUUCUUGGAAGACAUUAAAGACUUUUACGACACGUAUGAGAGUCUUGACUCCUGGCUCGGCGCUAAAGAACGUAUGUUGAGCGCUUUAGGACCCAUUUCGGCCGAUCCUCGUAUGGCCGCGAGCCAAAUGCAGCAGGUGCAAGUCUUGCGAGAAGAAUUCAGAACUCAACAGCCGCAAUCGGAUCAUCUCGUACAAGUCGGAGAAAGCAUUCUCAUUACGAUAUCCAUAGAUUCUCCGGACGGACAGAAGAUAAAUGCGCGAUUACAGAGCAUUCGGCAAAGAUGGGCGGAUCAAAUGAGAAGAUUAGACGAAAGAGCUCAGAGUUUAGGAGACGCCGCUGAUACAGGUCGCGAAUUUGACGCCAGUCUUAACCGACUACGGAAUGCUCUGCAAGGAAUUUCAGACAACUUAGACGAAUUGACUCUCGAAAAGGACCCUGAAGAACAGCUUCGUAAAAUCGAAAAUCUAGAGAGACAAUUGGAAGGUCAAAGACCGUUAUUAGCGGAUGUGGAAAUGGCCGGUGCGCAAUUGUGCGAAGUUUUGAGUGAUCCAGCAUCGAAAUCCGAGAUUCAAGGAAAACUCGCCACAGUUGGCAAGAUGUACAACAACUUACAGAAGAAGUUAGAUCACAGGAAAGCUGAAAUCGAAGGUAAUCUUCGAGAUGGAAGACAAUUCGAGGCUUCCUGCAGCAGAACUCUCGGAUGGCUCGCGGACGAACUUGGCAACAUGUCUGAAAAAUUACUGGUAUCUGCCGACAGAGAGAUUCUGCAGCAACAACUUGAUCAUCACGAACCUGUGUAUCGAAAUGUGAUGGGCAAAGAACAUGAAGUCAUAAUGUUGCUGAACAAAGGACGCGAUAUACUUGCAAGAUCGCAGAAAGCUGAAAAUCGUUCUCUCCAGCGCGAUUUGGAUAAGAUGCAGUCGCAGUGGGAUCGUUUGAAGAAGGAUACCGUCGAAAGACACACCAGAUUGCAGACUUGCGCAGAGCAUUGCAAGAAAUAUUACAAAGCCCAAGAUGUGUUUCUUCCAUGGCUUCGACAGGCCGAAGACAAAUUGGACAGUUUAAUUCCCACUUCCUUCAGGCGCAAGGACAUCGAAAAGCAGCUGAAAGAAUUAUCAUCGUUCAGAAACGAAGUAUGGAAACACUCAGGAGAAUUCGAGAAUAACAAAAUGCUUGGCGAGACAUUUGUCAGUGCUUGCGAUAUUGAUAAACAAAAUGUGAAGAACGAACUUAGUGCUAUGAAAACCAGAUGGGAUAAAUUAAAUAAUGAUUUACUAUCUAGGACACAGUCUUUGGAAGAUACCGCACGUCACUUAAUGGACUUUAAUGAAAAUUUGCGCGAUUUGCAGCAUAGUUUACAACGUUGUGAAGAUAAAUUAGCUUCGCAUGAUGCUCUUGGUGGAGCGGCUAAGGAUCCGAAACUUCUCGAUAGAAUAAAGAAUUUACGAGAGGAGACAACGAACUUGAAGAAACCUUUGCAAUGCGUGAGACAACAGGCCAACGAUCUCGUGAAUAAAGCCGGCGAACAAGGCGUUGAUGCGACACAUUUACAAGACGAAAUUGAUAAUGUUACCGAUCGUAUCAAUGACUUGCAAGCAAAAUUGGAUGACAGAUGCAACGAAUUGCAAAGCGCAGCGACGGCGGUCGCACAAUUCAAUGAUCAAGCGAAAUCAAUCAGUCAAUAUCUGUCCGCUCUCGAGAAAGAUUUAGAUUCCAUGAAAGCACCCGGUAGGGAAAUUAAGAUUGUACGAGGCCAAUUGGAAGAUACUGCCAAAAUCAUCAGCAAAAUUAAUAAACUGUACGACGAAAUCGGCGAUCUGCAGAAUCGUGGCGAACGGUUGGUCGAUUACGGUUUCGCUGCCGACGCUGUAGCAACUAGAGAUCAGGUCGACGGAUUUAAACGACAAAUUGGCAAGCUGGAUGAGCGUGCGCGUACCAGAGAAGAUGAACUCACUUCCACUUUGAACAAAUUACAAGAAUUUUAUCAAUUGCACGCCGAUGUUAUAGAAGGUAUCAGUGAUGCGAACGAACAAGUCAAAAAGUUCAAGCCUGUUGGAUCCGAAGUGGACUCGAUUAAAGCUCAGCAGGAGGACUUCCGGGCUCUUAAAGCCAAGAAGAUCGAGCCACUGGCGCAUGCUGUUGAAGAAUGUAACGCGCUCGGUCAAAGUCUAAUACAAACUGCAGGACGAGAUGUCAAUACCAGCAAUAUCGAGAAGGAUGUCGACAAGAUGAAUGAAAGAUGGAAUGAUUUGAAAGACAGGCUGAACGAGCGGGAUCGCAAAUUGGAUGUUGGAUUACUGCAAUCAGGCAAAUUCCAAGAAGCUUUGGAUGGUCUAGAAAAAUGGUUAACCGAUACGGAAGAAAUGGUUUCGAAUCAAAAACCACCAUCCUCAGAUUACAAGGUCGUGAAAGCGCAGCUGCAGGAACAGAAAUUCCUACGAAAGAUGUUGCUGGAUCGUCAAAAUUCUAUGUCAUCUUUGUACAACAUGGGACGAGAGGUAGCCGCCGAUGCUGACUCGAAGGAGCGUAAAGCCAUUGAGAAACAAUUGAACAAUCUAAUAGGUAGAUUCGAUAAUUUGACGGAAAGCGCUGCGGAGAGAAUGGAUGCUCUUGAGCAAGCUAUGGCAGUCGCAAAACGGUUCCAAGAUAAAUUGAUACCGCUUGCCAUUUGGUUAGAUAAGACGGAAAAGAAAGUGAAGGAUAUGGAAUUGGUUCCUACUGAUGAGGAAAAAAUACAGCAACGUAUCAACGAACAUGACAUACUUCACGAGGACAUUAUAUCCAAGACACCUGAUUUCAGCGAACUCACGGAGAUAGCAAGUCAAUUAAUGUCGCUCGUGGGCGAAGACGAAGCUACUACAUUGGCCGAUAAACUUCAGGACGCGGCAGAUAGAUAUGCCGCUCUGGUCGAACGAUCCGAGGCUCUCGGCAGUUUGCUGCAACGUUCGAGACAGGGUUUGCGCCAUCUGGUUCUUACCUACCAAGAUCUACAAGGGUGGAUGGAGAACAUGGAGAUCCGAUUGUCAAAAUAUCGCAUUUUGGCUGUACACACAGAGAAACUCUUGCAACAAAUGGAAGAUCUCGCGGAUCUCACAGAAGAGGUUUCGACGCGGCAAACGGAGGUUGAUAGCACCGUGGAUUCCGGUCUGGAAUUGAUGAAACAUAUCUCGAGCGACGAGGCGCUUCAACUGAAGGACAAGUUGGACUCUUUGCAACGACGAUUUAACGAUCUCGUUACGCGUGGCUCAGAUCUAUUGAAACAUGCCCAAGAGUCCUUACCGCUGGUGCAACAAUUCCACGAUAAUCACAAUCGAUUGAUGGAUUGGAUGCAGGGCGCGGAAUCCGCUCUGCAGUCGGCUGAACCUCGCGAGGAGGAGAUUAUUCGACUCGAGAUGGAAAUAUCAGAGUACAGACCCGUUUUGGACAAGAUCAAUGCAGUGGGUCCCCAACUAUGCCAAAUGUCACCAGGAGAAGGUGCCGCAACUAUCGAGGGUCUUGUAACCAGAGACAACAGACGAUUUGACGCGAUUGCUGAACAAAUUCAAAGGAAAGCAGAGAGAAUUCAGUUGAGCAAACAGCGGUCUUUGGAAGUAAUUGGCGAUAUCGACGAUUUGCUCGAUUGGUUCAGAGAAGUAGAUAAUCAACUUCGAGAAGCCGAGCCGCCUAGCAGCGAGCCAGAGAUUAUUAGAGUACAACUGAAGGAACACAAAGCACUCAACGACGAUAUAUCCAGUCAAAAGGGCAGAGUUCGAGAUGUCAUAUCGAUGGCGAAGAAGGUAAUACGUGAGAAUGCUCAACACGAAGAUACAUCUACAAUCAGAGACAAGAUGGAGGAUUUACGAGAAACAAUGGAGAUUGUAUCGAGUCUAUCAACAGACAGAUUGGGAGCUUUGGAACAAGCUUUACCGUUAGCCGAGCAUCUUCGCGACACACAUGCUGGUCUAGUCAGUUGGCUUGAAGAGGCUGAACAACAAGUCGCUAUGUUACCCAUGCCCGCUUUGCGGCCUGAUUUGAUAGUUGCGCAGCAGGACAAGAACGAGCUUCUCAUGCAAAGCAUCAACGAGCACAAACCCCUGGUGGAGAAACUUAACAAGACUGGCGAAGCUCUCAUUAAAUUGUGCAAUGAAGAGGAGGGCAUGAAGGUACAGGACAUUCUGGAAAACGACAACGCCCGCUACGCGGCAUUGAGAGCCGAACUGAGAGGUCGGCAACAGACGCUGGAACAGGCGCUACAGGAAUCCUCGCAGUUUUCCGAUAAACUAGAGGGUAUGCUGCGCGCGCUGUCUUCCACCGCCGAUCAAGUGAACGGUGCUGAACCUGUUAGCGCUCAUCCGGCUCGUCUGCGCGAUCAGAUGGAGGAGAAUGCGGCUUUGGCAGACGAUCUCGCUCAGCGAUCCGAAGCUUACGCAGCCGUCAAGAAAGCGGCCGACGAUGUGAUUAGCAAAGCCGGCAACAGGGCCGAUCCAGCAGUGAAGGAUAUCAAACGUAAACUAGAGAAACUCAACAAAUUAUGGGCCGAUGUACAGAAAGCUACGACCGAUCGCGGUCAUACUUUGGACGACACUCUGGCCAUCGCCGAAAAGUUUUGGGCCGAGCUGAAUGGGGUUAUGGCCACCCUGAGAGAACUGCAAGAUGCACUUGCUGGACAGGCACCACCGGCAGCUCAACCGGCCGCCAUCGAACAACAGCAAGUGGCGUUGCAGGAAAUCAGGCAAGAGAUCGACCAGACCAAGCCGGACGUUGAGCAAGUCAGAGCAUCGGGACACGAAUUGAUGGGCUUGUGCGGCGAGCCAGAUAAACCUGAAGUACGAAAACACAUUGAAGAUUUAGAUCAGGCUUGGGACAAUGUCACCGCUCUGUAUGCCAGACGUGAAGAGAAUCUGAUCGAUGCCAUGGAGAAGGCGAUGGAGUUCCACGAGACGCUGCAGAAUCUGUUAGAGUUCUUGAAAGAAGCCGAGGUUAGAUUCGGAAACAUGGGCCCGCUCGGCAGUGACAUCGACGAGGUGAAGAAGCAAAUUAAGCAGCUGGCUAACUUCAAGGCCGAAGUGGAUCCGCAUAUGGUGAAAGUCGAGGCGUUGAACAGGAGUCUGACAAGACAAGCGGCCGAAUUAACGGAAAGAACCUCUUCCGAACAAGCAGCAGCCAUCAAGGAACCGCUUGGUGACGUGAACAAGCGGUGGGACGGACUAUUGAGAGGUUUGGUGGAGAGGCAACGAUUACUGGAGAACGCAUUAUUGCGACUCGGCCAAUUCCAGCACGCUUUGGAUGAGUUGUUGGUAUGGAUCGAAAAAACCGACACAACUUUAGAUAAUCUCAGGCCGGUAGCAGGCGACCCGCAAGUGAUCGAGGUUGAGUUGGCCAAGUUGAAAGUUCUAGUAAAUGACAUACAGGCUCAUCAGACCAGCGUUGACACUCUGAAUGAUGCUGGACGUCAAUUAAUCGAGGAUGGCAAAGGUACUGCGGAAGCGUCCACUACGGCAGACAAGUUAGGCACGCUGAAUCGCCGUUGGCGAGAUCUAUUGCAACGUGCCGCUGAUCGCCAGCGAGAAUUGGAGGAUGCCUUACGAGAGGCGCAAUCCUUUACCGCCGAGAUACAGGAUCUACUUUCGUGGCUGGGCGAUGUUGAUAGCAUGAUAGUAGCUUCCAAGCCCGUUGGUGGAUUACCCGAGACGGCAUCCGAACAACUGGAGCGUUUCAUGGAAGUAUACAACGAGUUGGAGCAAAACCGUCCGAAAGUCGAGACGGUGCUGCAACAGGGACAAGAGUACCUAAAGAAAGCGGAUACGACCAGCGCCGGUGGAUUGAACCACAAUCUGCGAACGUUGAAACAGAAAUGGGAUAACGUGCUUGCGCGCGCCAGCGACAAGAAGAUAAAAUUGGAAAUUGCCCUGAAGGAAGCUACUGAGUUCCACGACGCAUUACAAGCUUUCGUCGAUUGGUUGACCAACGCUGAAAAGAUUUUGACAAACCUCAAACCCGUCUCGAGGGUCAUGGAGACCAUACUUCAACAAAUCGAGGAACAUAAAGCGUUCCAGAAGGAUGUUGGCGUUCAUCGUGAGACCAUGUUGAAUCUUGACAAAAAGGGCACUCAUCUCAAAUACUUUUCUCAAAAACAGGACGUGAUUCUUAUAAGGAACUUGCUUGUCAGCGUGCAACACAGAUGGGAACGUGUGGUCUCCAAGUCGGCCGAAAGAACGAGGGCUUUGGAUCAUGGUUAUAAGGAAGCUAGAGAGUUCCAUGACAGCUGGUCAAACUUGAUGUAUUGGUUAGAUGAAACCGAGAAGACAUUGGACGAAGUCGCUGCUGACGGACUUGGCGGCAACGAUCCGGAUAAGAUUAAAUCGCGCCUCAACAGACACCGUGAGAUACAAAAGGCGCUGAGUGCUAAGCAAAAUACAUACGAUACCACUAUGAAGAACGGCAAAACGUUGAAGGAUAAAGCACCGAAGACCGACGAGCCUGCUUUGAGGGAACUUUUGAACGAGUUGAAGAACAAGUGGAUCACGGUCUGCGGUAAAUGCGUGGAUCGACAGAGGAAACUGGAAGAAGCUCUGCUAUUCUCCGGACAGUUCAAGGACGCGAUUCAAGCACUGCUGGAGUGGCUGAGCAAGACUGAGAAAUACUUAGCCAGCACCGGACCGCUACACGGCGAUCUGGACACGGUGACCAAUUUAAUGGAGCAGCAUAAAGCUUUUGAGAGAGAUCUGGAAUCUCGUGCCUCGCAAAUGGAGUCUGUUAUUAAGACCGGUCGCGAGUUAGAAUCUAAGGCCUCCAUUGAGGAUGCGUCGAUGAUCCGAUCGCAGUUGUCCGAAUUGAACAGUCUCUGGGACAGAGUGACCAGUCUCUCGUCGAAGAAGUCCUUGCAACUGGAAGAAGCCCUCAGGGAGGCUGAACGACUUCAUAAAGCCGUGCACGUGUUGUUAGAAUGGUUGAGCGAUGCAGAGAUGAAGUUGCGAUUCGCCGGACCACUGCCGGAGGAUGAGCAAGAGAGCAGGAACCAGCUGAUGGAACACCAGAGAUUCCUCCGCGAGUUACAAUCUAAAGAAAUUGAGAAGGACCACACAUUAGAAUUGGCUCAUAUUAUUCUCGGAAAGGCGCAUCCCGAUGGUGCCGCCGUUAUCAAACACUGGAUUACGAUUAUUCAAUCUAGGUGGGAAGAAGUGGCGACAUGGGCCUACCAAAGGAAUCAAAGACUGGAGAACCAUAUGCAGGGAUUGCAAGAUCUUGAUAAUCUUCUCGAGGAGCUAUUAGCUUGGCUCGAAGGUUUGGAGAACACUUUGAACGCCUUGGAGACGGAACCGUUGCCCGACGACAGGGCUACGCUUGAAAUGCUUAUCGCAGAUCACAGAGAGUUUAUGGAGAACACCAGUCGAAGGCAAAACGAGGUCGAUCGCGUAUGCAAGGCCCGACAAAUUAAGUCGAUUAAGGAUGCGAGAAAAAUAUCGAAAGUUAGAUCGCCUGCGCCUACUAAGGAUCUCUAUCAGGAUAGCGAGCAUGAGCAGCCUCAACCACGUAAACAAAGCCGAGGCAGCCCAGGUCGUGACAGAACACCAGAUCUUUCAUUGCCACACAUCGGUCCACGCUUCCCGCCAAAAGGAAGCAAAGGAGCCGAACCGGAAUUCCGUAGUCCACGAGUUAAGCUGCUCUGGGAUAAGUGGCGUCAUGUUUGGAUGCUGGCGUGGGAACGACAACGUCGUUUGCAAGACAAGUACAAUUAUAUACAGGAGUUGGAUCGUGUUGCUAACUUUAGCUGGGAAGAUUGGCGCAAACGGUUCCUGAAAUUUAUGAAUCACAAGAAAUCCAGACUGACUGAUUUAUUCAGGAAGAUGGACAAAAACAACGAUGGACUUAUUCCGAGAGAGGACUUCAUUCAAGGAAUUAUGAACACGAAAUUCGAGACCUCUCGUCUCGAGAUGGGUGCCGUUGCUGAUCUCUUCGAUCGUCAUGGCGAGGGCUUGAUAGAUUGGAAAGAGUUCAUCGCCGCUCUGCGACCCGACUGGGAGGAACGACGAACCUAUAACGACACAGACAAGAUACACGACGAAGUUAAGCGACUAGUUAUGCUGUGCACAUGUCGCCAGAAGUUCCGCGUUUUCCAAGUUGGCGAAGGGAAAUAUAGGUUUGGUGACAGCCAGAAGCUACGAUUGGUUCGAAUCCUACGUUCCACUGUCAUGGUACGUGUCGGUGGAGGCUGGGUAGCACUAGAUGAAUUUCUUUUGAAGAACGAUCCCUGCCGCGUUUUUCUAAUGCCAAUACCGGAUCCUAACAAACCGGAACAACAUGAGGGUUGGUGUCCGCUCGCCAAGGGAAGAACGAAUAUUGAGCUGCGGGAGCAAUUCAUACUGGCGGACGGCGUUAGCCAGACCAUGACGGCCUUCCGGUCCAAACCAAGUCCAACUUCGACGCUGCAGCGUACUCAAAUGUCCUCCGCCAAUGCUGGACCGAUCACCAAGGUGAGAGAACGCAGCGCUCGCAGCGUACCUAUGGGUCAAUCGCGAGCCUCGCGCUCAUCCUUGAGCGCCGGCACGCCGGACAGCCUUAGUGACAACGAAAGUUCCUUCAAGAUAUCUGCUAGGAAAAGCAGUACGCCUUAUAGAUCCGCCGUGACGCCCGGUGGUAGCCGUCCAUCUAGCAGGCCAGCCUCAAGACCUGCCUCCCGACCUGCUAGCAGACCGAGUAGCCGACCCGCGUCGAGACAAGGAAGCAAGCCACCCAGUCGAUAUGGUUCAACGCAGUCGUUGGAUGAUGAUUCGUGCACUCCGAGUCGCAUUCCGCGAAGGACCAUCCUGGGUGGCAAUACACCGACAUCCAGUAGACAUAACAGUAUAUCCGGUAGGAAACUUACGACCCCGGUGAACGGUUCGAGUUCGCGACCCCGUACCCCGACAGGAUUGAUUAGUCCCGCCAGCGGGGUGCCCUCCAGGUUUGGCUCAAUCCAUAGAGCUUCGAGCAUUCCAACCCUGACUGGUGUCGGAACACCUAUCAGCCGCUCUAGGAUACCCGUGUAUGUGGGGGUGGAUAUAAAAUCUCCUCAGUCGACCACCAGCAAUAUGUCGACUCAAAGCAACCAUUCUACAAUUUCUACCGAUUCCACUGGGAGCAGCUCUGUGUGUACAAAUUCAGCAACUAAUAUACCAACAGCCAUUAAACAAGCUAGGGUACGUACACCGUCCAGUGGAUCCAGCACGCCGCUACCGCCGUCCUCGAAAUUAUCGAGGAAGCCCUCAGGAGCUUCCGACACAUCCGUGUCGGGAACGACCCCGAGUACACGAAAGGGAAAACCCACGCCGAUCGAACAACGCGCGCCGUUUCGAUUAUAAGCUUAUUAACGAAUACACAUAGCUUAUAAAAAUCUGCGUAUUAUACAUAUAUACAUAUAUAUAUUGUAUGCCUGAGCGCGAAAGUUAUAUAAAUAUAAAACAUCCCCGUCGCAAAUUUAUAACGAUGACCGCAUGGUAUUACAGGGAACACGAAUAGUUAUUGUGUACGAUGAGAGAGGAUAAUGUGUGUGUAAUAUAUAAAUGCCAAAUUUGACUUGAUCAAAAUUUCAUAGGCAAAUGACGAUAUCUAGAAAUUACGAUAUGAUCUUUGCAUUUCGUUGAAUUUUACCAAGUACCGAAUGCCAUUAAAAUUAUACGAAUAUAUCAAUGAGUAUUUGAUACUCUCUUAGGUGGUAAGGGGAAUUACAGACAGUUUUGAGGAAAUGUAUUUAUUUUGUGCCCGCGUUACAUAGAGAAAGUGCUUAAAGCGUAUAUCUAGUUAUAAUAAUCCAUAACAGUGACAUAUAAAUAAUUGUUACAAAUACCUAAAGCUUGGUAUUACCAAAAGUGCAGGGUAAUGCUCUAUAACUGAAAAUGUUUAGGCGAGAUACAACAAUAUCUCUGCCGAUUUUCUCGAUAAGGACAAUACUAUACUGAAAAGAUUUUAACGUAAAAAAAAAAAAAAAAAGAAAUCAGCGAUAUAUAUGUAUUAUAAUUACGCUUAUUGUGUUUUUGAAGUAUAUUUAGUUGCCUGUAACUACUUUUAUAAUGUAGCAUAGUUUGCUCAUUUGUCGCACGCAUACCUUUGCGUGUUUUAUAUGUCGUGUAAACCAUCGAGAGUUUUUCUCGAUAAGAUUUUUGACUUCUGAUAUUGAGCAAAUUGUACACUUGAAGAUAUUAAUUUAUUCAAUAUUUUUGCUUGACUUAUAUAUUUGCGUGGGUUAUACGACGUAAUUAACGUCUAAUGCGCAUUUGUUAAAAAACAAAAAUAAACUGUAUUUGCGCGUUUUUUUAGCUUAUGAUACAUAGAUUAUGAUUCGACAUUUAUUUUUGUUAUCCGUUUCGCAAAUGGAAUCGUAAAUGUUGGUUCAGUGGUAUAUAUUUUCGUUAAAUAAGAUUAAGCAUAAUUUUUUUGUUUUUUUUUUUUAUAUUAUAUAUACGACAAUAGAGAGAGAACCAUUAAUUUUUUAAGCUAUGAAUUUUGAAUGAUCAUAAAAUUUUGUUUGAGAUUAAUAUAUUGCUUUGAGAAAUAUUUUAACGUAUUUAUGUUCUUGCGAAACGGAAUAUCUCAUGGUUUUGUAAAAAAAACUAUGACAGUAAUCAAAUCUAAUUUAUGAUUACGCAUAAGUUUAAUCCUUGAGCGAUUGCAUCUAAAAAGUGCGAUUCUUUAUAAUAAUUCGAAAUUAUUCUCUUAAAUAAAUUUUUUAUUGUCAAUUUUUAUGCUUGUUUUUCGAGCAUUGUAAUACAUAAUUAUAAUCGAAAUGAUAUAAUAUUACAUUAUAAAAUAUUGCUUAAAUAAUAAAUUUUGAUGGCGGAUGUUAAAUAAUAAAGUUGAGUGAUAAGUGUGUCACUUAUGCAUCCGCUCCAGGAUUAACUUACGAUCCGCUUUUGUUACAUGUUUGCGAAUCGAUUUAUUAAUGAUUAAUAAUGAAAAAUAAUUGUUAUAUAAUUAUAAUUAUAUAUAAGAUAUAUAAUUUAAUUAUAUAUAGUUAUAUAAUUUAAUUAUACAAUAAUUAUUAAUGAUUAUAAUAUAUCGAUUAAUGCGCGAGAGAUCUAAGAGUUCGAAAGAACAUACUUAACAGCGUUAAGAUACUAAAAAAAGAUAAAAUUGUGUGAAUAUAUAGCUAAGUAAAAUAUAUUCCGUUGCGCGAAGUGGCCUGUUAGGUGACGGGUAAAAAAAAGAGAAACUCUGAAAAAAGACAUUUCCAUUUUUUUUUACAUGUAUAUUUUUAGAUGCGAUUAAUAUAACGAGAUAUGACUCGCUCUGCCUCUUAUAAAUAUUACGUAAAUGCGAUUAAUCUUAUUAACAACUUCUCAAGGUACGAUUUUUGUUUCUUUUCCACAUACCGAGAAGUGCUGUAUCGACGCUAAUAAUAAUGAUAAUAAUAAUAAUGCAGUAACGUAAAGUAAAGAAAAAUAUAACAGGUACACGCACACACAUGACAUAUUUCAAUGAAGACUCUCGACCCGUUUCUUUUCUAUUUCUCAUUUCCUAAAAGCAAGUGUUGAACACCAUGUAAAAAUGUAUAUAUGAUAUUUUAAUGCGUGCGCGCAUAUUUUUUUCAAGUUUUAUUUUCUAAUUCAAGUCGCGGAUGCUGUCGUCAGGAUACGAAUUCCGUCAUUAAUUACAUGUCGAUUCUUACAUCGAGCAUUGCUACUUUAGCUACAUAGCAGAAUUUUGCGAGAACUGAUAAGGUUUUUCCAAACGAGGAUAACGUGCCAAUUUAAUUCUUUUAAUGUUAACUGGCAGAUGCAAUGUAUAGUAUAUCAAGCAGAAACAUUUCGGGAGGAUCUGGUGGAUGAGACGACAGCUUUGUGCAUGCUUCGCUAAUAAGGCUUACCAAGUAUCUCCUUGCGGUGCUCCUGUGACUUGCAGACAUAUAAUUUAUAGGAAGCUACAUCUCUAUGUCUAAACGAAUUUUGUGCAGUUUUUACAACACUCUGAAUUUACAUUUUUGACAUGCGUAAAAACACUCCUCUAUUGUAAUGCUAACCGUUGUAAUCGGUGGUAUAUGUUUUUACUGAAUGCUGGGACGAGACACGAAAUGUUGGUGGUACGUGUAAGAGAGAAAUCACUGUCAAAAAAUGUGUAAAGUAUCAAAAUAGUGUUUAUCACAUACAGUUUUACAUUGUCUGUGUGUUCCCCCACAUUCUUCCUUUCUCCUUUUUUAAUCGGCCUUAGAUUUGGAGUUUUUGGUAAUAGGUAUGAUAUAGCAAUCGGCGAUAAACAUUUCCAUAGGUUUUGGAAUUUUUUGAUAAUACACAAAAUAGAUGUCUAGAGAUGUAAGUAAUAUAUUUUAAGUUUAAAAAAGUAUAACGAUAUAAUAGUUAAAAAAAAAAGAUAGACCGCGCUUGCAUAGUCGUUUUAUUAUUAAUGGCUCAGAGAUCUUGCCAUUCUUCAUUAGAUUUAGCUUUGGUGAACAUUUUAAUUCUUCAUAUCUAUGAAGAAACGUAACAUUUCCAUAUAUGAUGGAGUCACCGCAUCCACAUCAGCGAUCGAACCAUGAACAUAAGAAAUAACUGGAUCGGCUGUAAUCCAUGCGGUGUGUACUAAGCCAACAGGGGAAAUAUUAGAUAAUAUAUUAAUACGGAAAAAAACGGGUGAGAAACUUAUAAUAUUGUAAUAAUAAAUUCAAAAUAUUUUGUGGAUUAUAGUCUAGCGUAAAUAUAUAUAUGAACUAGUAUGAAGUGUGUAAAAACAAUAAAGGGAGAUUUAUAAUAAAUAAAAUGUUUUUGGAAUAUUACA